UGGUACUGUUUGCAGUGAUGCUCAGAGGGCAGGCACCUGCUGCUCUGUAAUGAUUCAGCCUCUUUCAGCCGCUGCGUUAACACGACAGGAUGCUGUUGCUACUGUCGCUGCUGCCUCUCCUGCCGCCGCCGCUGCUGCCGCCGCCGCCUCCUCUGGUCUUGCUUUUGCUUUUACUUCUCCUGCAUGACAGUUGUUUUCUUCCUCUAAGCAGACACCAGCUUCAGACGCUUGAGGUGAGAAACAUGCCUUUCAGUUUGGGAUACUGGUUUACUUAAUCGGCUAGGCAUCAGCUUGCUUCCUAUUUUGGUCCCUUGCCUUCUUGACCAACCGGGAUGGUUUGGAGAAGCCUUUGAAAGAACUGAAAAAGUGUCCCAGAAACAACAGCUCAAGAUAUUUCGGUACACUUCUAUUUUAUAGUUGCCAGAAGCUCUUUCUUUUUCGUUUUUCUUUUUCUUUUUCUUGCCUCCUCCUAAGCUCUCUUACUUUGGAUAAUGGCCUUGGACUUGGGAGCCUUAUCGAUUUCCCCCUUCAAGAUGCUGUAUCAUUUGGUUGGGGGGAGCUCUGCAUGGUAACGCACUGUGAGAGAGGCCAGGCCUUCUGGAGGUGAGCCGAUGGAGAUUUAUUCCCCAGACAUGUCUGAGGUAGCUGGCGGGAGGUCCUCCAGCCCCUCCACUCAGCUGAGUGCAGACCCAUCUCUCGAUGGGCUUCCGGCAGCGGAACAUAUGCCAGACACCCACACAGAAGAUGGGAGAAGCCCUGGACUCCUGGGCCUGGCGGUGCCCUGCUGUGUGUGCCUGGAAGCUGAGCGCCUGAGAGGGUGCCUCAACUCUGAGAAGAUCUGCAUUGUCCCCAUUCUGGCUUGCCUUGUGAGCCUCUGCCUCUGCAUUGCUGGCCUAAAGUGGGUAUUUGUGGACAAGAUAUUUGAAUACGACUCUCCUACCCACCUUGACCCUGGGGGGUUAGGCCAGGACCCUGUUAUUUCUCUGGAUCCAACUGCUGCCUCAGCUGUUUUGAUAUCAUCUGAGGCGUACACUUCACCUGUCUCUAAGGCUCAGUCUGAAGCUGAGGCUCAUGUUACAGUGCAAGGUGACCAUGUUGCUGUGGCCUCUGAACCUUCAGCAGUACCGACCCGGAAGAACCGGCUGUCUGCUUUUUCUCCCUUACACUCUACCGCACCGCCCUUCCCUUCUCCAGCUCGGACCCCUGAGGUGAGAACACCCAAGUCAGGAACUCAGCCACAAACAACAGAAACUAAUCUGCAAACUGCUCCUAAACUUUCCACGUCAACAUCCACGACUGGGACCAGCCAUCUCAUAAAGUGUGCGGAGAAGGAGAAAACUUUCUGUGUGAAUGGGGGCGAAUGCUUCAUGGUGAAGGACCUGUCCAACCCAUCAAGAUACUUGUGCAAGUGCCCAAAUGAGUUUACUGGUGAUCGUUGCCAAAACUACGUAAUGGCCAGCUUCUACAAGCAUCUUGGGAUUGAAUUUAUGGAAGCGGAGGAACUCUACCAGAAGAGGGUGCUGACAAUUACAGGCAUCUGUAUCGCCCUGCUGGUGGUCGGCAUCAUGUGUGUGGUGGCCUACUGCAAAACCAAGAAACAGCGGCAGAAGCUUCAUGAUCGGCUUCGGCAGAGCCUUCGGUCAGAACGAAACAACAUGGUGAACAUAGCGAAUGGGCCUCACCACCCAAACCCACCACCAGAGAACGUGCAGCUGGUGAAUCAAUAUGUAUCGAAAAACGUCAUCUCCAGUGAGCAUAUUGUCGAGAGAGAAGUGGAGACCUCCUUUUCUACCAGUCGCUACACUUCUACAGCCCAUCACUCCACGACUGUCACCCAGACGCCUAGUCACAGCUGGAGUAAUGGGCACACAGAAAGCAUCAUUUCAGAAAGCCACUCUGUAAUCAUGAUGUCAUCAGUAGAGAACAGCAGGCAUAGCAGUCCAGCUGGGGGCCCACGAGGACGUCUUCACGGCCUGGGAGGCCCUCGAGAAUGUAACAGCUUCCUCAGGCAUGCCAGAGAAACCCCUGACUCCUACAGAGACUCUCCUCAUAGUGAAAGGUAUGUAUCAGCCAUGACCACCCCGGCUCGUAUGUCACCUGUAGAUUUCCACACGCCAAGCUCCCCUAAAUCGCCCCCUUCGGAAAUGUCUCCACCUGUGUCCAGCAUGACGGUGUCCAUGCCCUCUGUGGCAGUCAGCCCCUUCGUGGAAGAAGAGAGGCCUCUGCUUCUUGUGACACCACCAAGGCUACGGGAGAAGAAGUAUGACCAUCACCCGCAGCAACUCAACUCCUUUCAUCACAACCCUGCACAUCAGAGUACCAGCCUCCCCCCUAGUCCAUUGAGGAUAGUGGAGGAUGAGGAGUAUGAAACGACCCAGGAGUAUGAGCCAGUUCAAGAGCCUAUUAAGAAAGUCACCAAUAGCCGGCGGGCCAAAAGAACCAAGCCCAAUGGCCACAUUGCCAAUAGGUUGGAAAUGGACAGAAACCCAAGUUCUGUGAGCAGUAACUCAGAAAGUGAGACAGAAGAUGAAAGAGUAGGUGAAGAUACACCAUUCCUGGGCAUACAGAACCCCCUGGCAGCCAGCCUUGAGGCGGCCCCUGCCUUCCGUCUGGCUGAGAGCAGGACUAACCCAGCAGGCCGCUUCUCCACACAGGAAGAAUUACAGGCCAGGCUGUCUAGUGUAAUCGCUAACCAAGACCCUAUUGCUGUAUAAAACCUAAAUAAACACAUAGAUUCACCUGUAAAACUUUAUUUUAUAUAAUAAAGUAUUUCACCUUAAAUUAAACAAUUUAUUUUAUUUUAGCAGUUCUGCAAAUAGAAAACAGGAAGAAAAAAAACUUUUAUAAAUUAAAUAUAUGUAUGUAAAAAUGUGUUAUGUGCCAUAUGUAGCAAUUUUUUACAGUAUUUCAAAAAACGAGAAAGAUAUCAAUGGUGCCUUUAUGUUAUGUUAUGUCGAGAGCAAGUUUUAUAAAGUUACGGUGAUUGCUUUUUCACAGUAUUUCAGCAAAACCUCCCAUAUAUUCAGUUUUUGCUGGCUUUUUGUGCAUUGCAUUAUGAUGUUGACUGGAUGUAUGGUUUGCAAGACUAGCAGCUAUUCCUUCUCUUUGCUUCCAGCAGCACCCAACCAGUACUGUCUUGAAAUGGCACAUCCAUCCAAAUACCCUUCUACUUUGUAUGAAGUUUUCUUUGCUUUCCCAAUACGAAAUGAGUUGUCUCCACUCUGUCAGCCAAAGGUUUGCUUCACUGGACUCUGAGAUAAUAGUAGACCCAACAGCAUGCUACUAUUACAUAUAGCAGGAAACUGCACCUAAGUAAUGAUAAAUAUUAGGAAGAAAGUAAUACUGUGAUUUAAAAAAAAAAACAAACUAUAUUAUUAAAUCAGAAGACAGCUUGCUCUUGCUAAAAGGAGCUACCAUUGACUUUAAUUUUAACUUUUUGGUUAUUGUUCUUGACAAAGAGUAACAGCUUUGAGUACAGCUUAGAAAAAAAAUGGGUUCUGGCUUGCUAUCAGGAUAAACCUAUCAACUUAGAAAGAACUCAGUUUCACUUUCUGUCUUGGGAGAAAUAAUCCAGAAGGUCAUCUGGUUGACCAACCAACCACAGCUGCUAAAGGUGCAAUCCUUUCUGACAUAUUUUUUAACUGACUGGUUGUAUCCUCUUCUUGGCUCCAGAAGAGGCACAUUGUGUCGUGAAGCCCUCAGACCCUAGAGUACACUCAGCCAUCUGCCCCAACAAUAUUAUACAAUGUGCCUGUGGUGCAUAGCAGUGACUUGGCCAUUGUAGGAAAAUGUUCCACUGGUAGAGUAUUUAGGAGUGAGUGUGUAGAAGUCACAAGGGGAGCGCAGCUGCACUACCCAGUUGACAUCUUAACUUGGUUCGGUUGGCCACUCCUUUCUCCCUCAUUAUGUUUCUCUUGUGUUCAACAUUGCCUUGAUUAGAUCAUAACUAUGCAUGAAUUUUUUUUUUUUUUGCCAGGAAUGGCCAAUGUGCAUGUGAUUUGUGAUUAGCAGGAACUUUCCAUAGUGGUGCCUCACUAGGGCAUGUCAAUAGCAUUGGGAAGAUUGCAGCUUUUCUUGCAGAAGUGACCCCCCGACUCAUGGACUGAUCUGUCUCCAUAAAUAGCCUGUAUCUCCCAUUUCUCUUCUCUAAGUAAUUUUUCCCAUACUGUCUCUAAAGCAGGACUAAGAUUGGUUUAAACUUUGUGUGUUCUUUUGUGAUUGGAAAGCCAAUGGAUGCUUAUAGAUAUUAACAUGAACAACUGCUAAUCUGGGGACUGGGGAGAGUAGAAAAGUGGAGGGGCAGGGAAUAACCUCUCAUAACCUUUUGUAUCCCCUGCCUGUUAUCUGUCAAUCAAAACCAGAGCUUCUUGAGUUUCUAAGUAGGCUCUUAGGAGUUCCAUAGCAAAAUGGAAAAGAGUUGGACAGAGGAUUGGCAAAGUCAGUGGUAAUCAUUGAUUCUUGGUCCCAGAUGAACCAAAUCUAUUUUCUUUACUGAUCUUCAUUAUAAGUCAAGGGACGUAAUAACCCACAAGGAGGUCUGAGACAAACACUGCAGGCUGGCCACAAGUCCAUGUGUUACAUGUCUUCAUGUUUCUAAGAGAAGCUUUACUGUGGGCCCUUGAAGUUACUCAUAGUAUUUGAAGUCUCUUGUUUCCUGUCAUUGGCCACAGGACAGUUCUCUGUGCUCGAAGCGAUUUUGAAUUUUUAGAACACACAGAGGAAUGGAUGCUUGCUGGUGGAAGCCUAAUGCUGUCUUCCCAGUGUUGCAGAGAGUGGUCAACACAUCAUAGGGAGGAAAGGCCAGCCAGCUUGAGGGUGUUCUCUCGGUUGCUUAAUAUUGCCUUUGAAGACCCUGACUCACCCUGUCAUUUAAUAAAGAAAUUUCUUUAUUGUUAUCUUAAAACUCUAAAAGAUUCCGUUUCAAAUAUGUUAGUCACCAGGGUAUUAAGAAGUUCUCUUCUGAAAAACAAGACUCCUCUGAUACAAACAUUUUUUUAAAAUGGAGCAUUUUACUGGCAUGAGAAGCUCUACAAUUUUUUAAAUUGUGACUAUAUAUGAUUUUUUUCCUUCUAUGCUUUAAUCUAUGCUUGUCAUGUUAGUUAAGAAAGCCUUUUCCCCAAGAGAAGAACACAGUUUUCCUUGAAGAGAACAGCCAUGUGGCUGGUCAGGGCUACCUGUUGUAGCCUCUAGAUUUAUAUGUCCAGGAAUGUCUCUACAAUGCUUCACUGCCAGGUCUCCCUCAAGCAUUCUGUUUAUGAAUCCAGAGAGAACUGUAGCAGGGCAGAAGAAUGCACACCUGUGCUCCUGGCAUGUGUGAAGAUGCCUUGCAUUUUAAGGGAGUACAAAUUACUAAGAAUUUAAUAACAACUCUGUUUCCUGGGUCUUAAAUCAAAAACUACUGAGUUAUAUAGUGGGGUAUAGUAGACACCAAACUCCUUUUGUACUUACUCAAGAUUUGCUUUCUGUCCUGCUUUUCCCUCCGUUCAUCCUCCUACCCUCAAGAGUGCCUGGUGGACAGCCUUCUGCUUACUACAAAAUGGUCCUCCAUGUAAGAGAGAAUGUAUCUCAAGCAGCAAUAUGCCAUGUCUUUCUUGUAUCUGUGUGACUGUCAAUAUGGGUGGAGUCUAUCCAGGGUAACUUUCUCUUGUAUCUAUUCCUCUUUUGGCCUGAGGUUGAAGGUAUAUGGCCCCUAUUAGUGAAUAGGGAAGAUCUGGCUUUUUCUUUUAGUCCUGGCUGCAUUCCAGCAGCUGCAGAGAUUUCUAUCCACUAAGAUCCAUGAAACACUAUGAAGAAAUGCAGACAAAAGGAAAUGGCCACACAUCACAAUUUCUAUUAUAUAUUCUUUUGUAAAUACACAUUGUAUAGUACUUAGAAGUUUUGUGAAAUCAUUUGCUGUCUUUAUGAGUUAAUGUUAGUUCUCACUCUCUAAACUUACUGUAUUACAUUGUAAAUAACAUAAUGUUCUUUAUUAUUUAUAUUUAAACAUCUAACAUAGAGAAUUGUUUUCAUCUAAGUUUAAGAUAAAUGUUUAAAAUAUAUGUUUUUCUUUGCUUUAAAAUUAUGUACCUUUUUCUUUUUUUCCCAUUUUUUUUUUAAAAAUAAUUUAUUGUUCAGGAGAAAGAAUAUAUAUGUAAUUGAAACUAAUUGAAGAAUGCACAUUUGAAGGCCAUGAGGUACUGAUAAACUAAAGAAUUUAUUAUCUCAAAUACUAAGCAAUAAGUAAUUGUGGUUUAUUUAAAGUAUUGUUCAUUUCCCAAGAAAGUCAUACUGCAAUAAAAAUGCUACUCUGUGGAGACAUGGGUGUGUUGCGCAGCAGACUAACAUCCAGUCUGUUGGAGUACCACUUUUUGUCUUGCCAUGAAAGUUACGCUAUCUAGGACUGUGCUUCAUGGACCCCAUGAUCAUCUUGUCUCUGUUGCUUUUGCCAUGUUACCUAUCCUUGAAUCACCUCCCUCCUGACUCUGUUUCCCACUUCACUCCUUGCUGUAGGAAACACAAAAUCAAGCAAUAGGAUGCUCCAUUCCACAGCCACCAGACUGCCAUUCACAAAGACAUCGAAGGGAA
Messenger RNA from Arvicanthis niloticus (Nile rat), 6564 nucleotides. RefSeq names its product pro-neuregulin-1, membrane-bound isoform. The record is from RefSeq and is a predicted model, not a curated record. Gene Ontology annotation, biological process: intracellular signal transduction; animal organ development; cell differentiation. Gene Ontology annotation, molecular function: protein tyrosine kinase activator activity; chemorepellent activity. Lineage: Eukaryota; Metazoa; Chordata; Mammalia; Rodentia; Muridae.